Laccaria bicolor S238N-H82 is the source of this 1698-nucleotide messenger RNA. RefSeq lists its product as uncharacterized. The transcript is spliced from 3 exons. The record is from RefSeq and is a predicted model, not a curated record. Bases 1 to 1698 code for a protein of 565 amino acids. NCBI's taxonomy places the organism in Eukaryota, Fungi, Basidiomycota, Agaricomycetes, Agaricales, Hydnangiaceae.
AUGCUUCACAAUUUACUGCAACCUUUCGGAACCGAGAUUGUCGCGACACGUGUUCACAAUAAGCUUGAGGGUAUUUCCUUGUUCAGAACAGAGGUAGCAGCUCGAGCCAUCCGGAAUCAAGCGAGCUUGGCUCAAAUUCAACUUCAUGAAGUGGACUUUUCGGUGUACCUAACGUCCGAGAAAAACGUUUCCAAUGAAGGGAACGCUUCUUCGAUGCCAGGGGUAGUAGAUGACUUCGAGAACGCUCCGCCUCCCUUGUAUUCGGAGAAUUUGGUAGCUAACUUGGGAGAAUCGCUACGCUCCUUUGUAGGGGGCGUCAUGGAGGCAUUUCGGAGCCAAAGAGAGGAUGAUUCCGCAAAAGCAAAUUCUCCCCUCGAGGACGCGCUGCUGAGUAUCCAAAAAACUAUGAAACAGACCAUUACGGAAGCGAAGCUGGCGUACUCAACUGCUAGACGUGUUGAAGACGCUUUCAGAUUACAAUCAGAACUUGUAAACCAAUGCGAAGCGAUGCGGGAGUCCGUUGAGGAGUUGAGCGAAGAACUAAAAGUUAUUCAUAAAGUCGACGCAGAAGGUUCAGCUCUUCGAUGCCAGAUGAAGACACUUUACAAGACGGUUGAAGAGUUGUCGCGUAGGGCUUCAAGAUCGCAGUCAGAAUUUGUCAGCGAAUGCGGAGCCCUGCGAGAGUCCGUUGAGGGAUUGAGCGAAGAACUGGAUGAUAUCCAACGAGUGUCGGCUCAAAAGUCCGACUUGGAAACCUUGAAAUUGAAGAUCGAAGAACUGCGGCCACGAGUGAACCGACUCCCCGAAAUUGAGGGGCUACUCACAAAAUCCGAUUUGAAGAUAGCCUCUCUUGAAACAGAAAUUCUCAAAAUCAGGCAAGAUCAAGCGUCACUGCGAGAGCUUGAGUUCCUGGUGCAACUCAAUAUGACAAGCUCGAACCAAUCCGCAAACAAGUCCAGCUUUGGCGCGAAGAAAGCACGAUUCACAGUACCCUUAUCAGCAAAAGCCGACAGUCCCGAGCGCGGGGCAAAUCAGGGACAGCGUGACUUUGAGGGUUCCGAAUCCGAUUUACAGGAGCAGUUGUUAGAAGCGCAGGAUACAACGGAGGCCCUGCGUUCCGAAAUCACCGCCGUUCGUCAGGAGAGGCAACAUUACCACCGUGCCUCUCAGAAAUUAGAAGCUGAGGCCCAAGAAGCGCGGAAGAUGUCCGCCCUUUGGGAGGAAAGAUAUCAGGAAAGCAAGAGACAGGGGGAGACGGAAGCUUGGGAAGCAGCUACCGAAAUCACGAAUCUCCGUCAAGAGUGUGCCGAAGCAAAAACUAGGCUGGCCCCCUGGACCGACGAACACGCUGUGCAAAAUUUCAAGCGGAUUUUGAGUGAGUUUGAGAAGAUGGAUUUUUCCAAGGCGCGGCCUCUUACCCAACAAGGAAUCCCGUGGCCAACCUUCGUAGACCUCAGCAAGUCCAACUUGGACAUCGUCCAGGAGAUGACCGUAGGUAAUGUCGACCGCUUUUGCAAAGCGUUGGCAAAAGGGAUGGAGCCGGCUGAGAGAUCAAAGGUUCUUCGAAAUCUUCGAGUUCUAUUCCACCCAGAUAGGUGGAGCAGUAGGCGCAUUCUUGAGAGCGUCAUUGAUGAAGGCCUCCGCCGUUCGUUGAUGCAGGCAGGAUUGGUAGCUUCUCAAGUUCUGCCGCUCAGUUGA